This is a messenger RNA of Dibothriocephalus latus, 483 nucleotides long. Lineage: Eukaryota; Metazoa; Platyhelminthes; Cestoda; Diphyllobothriidea; Diphyllobothriidae. The record is from the annotation of a GenBank genome assembly.
CUGGGUGAACUGCGACGUAGCAAUUUCCUCAAGGUGCUAGCCAGCCUAGAGGUGGAGGAGGACAUCAACCACGUCACGCAGUACUUCUCCUACGAACACUUCUAUGUCAUCUACUGCAAAUUCUGGGAGAUUGACACGGACCACGAUCUCAUUAUCACCAAGGCCGACCUUCUUCGACACAAUAAUUACGCGAUUUCCGAGCGUAUGAUAGAUAGAAUUUUCAGUGGAGCUGUCACGCGGGGCAACUCCUUUAAAGAGGGCACUAUGUCGUACUCAGAAUUUGUGUGGUUCCUCCUUGCCGAAGAAGACAAACGCCAUCCUCGAAGCAUUGAAUACUGGUUUCGUUGCAUGGACCUGGAUGGGGAUGGCGUGCUGUCUCUCUACGAGUUGGAAUACUUUUACUCAGAGCAGUCAGCCCGCAUGGAGGAGAUGGGUAUUGAACCGCCUACCCUGGAAGACUGUCUGUGCCAGUGUCUAGACAUG